AUGAGGACGAACUUGCUCUCGUGCGAACGCUCUACAACGUUACUUCAUCUAAAAUCUUCACCACUUCUUCGCAGAUUUCGACACUUGAAAUUGAAACCUCACCGUUCACGAAUUCGUUGUUUGCUUGACCAAAUCGCUAUUCAAUCGUCGGAGAAUGUUAUCGCCGCUGCCGCCAAGGCCGCCUCAGCUCACGGCGCCGUUUAUUCCGCUAUCAAUCAGGUCGCCGUCACUGCCGUCGCUAUUGCUUCCGGUGCUUGUCUUUCUACUAAGGUUGAUUUCCUGUGGCCAAAACCCGAUCAACAACCAGGCACCAUGAUGCAGGAUGGAGUAGAUGUUGCUGGCUAUCCUAUAUUUAAUGAUGCAAAGGUACAGAAGGCUAUAGCUUUUGCAAGGAAGGCACACGGUGGCCAAAUGCGGAAGACAGGAGAUCCUUAUUUAAUACAUUGUAUUCAUACAGGAAGAAUUUUGGCUGCGUUGGUUCCAUCAAGUGGUAAACGAGCUGUUGAAACAAUUGUGGCUGGUAUUUUACAUGACGUAGUUGAUGACACUUGCCAAAGUCUACAUGACAUUGAGACAGAGUUUGGGGAUGAUGUGGCCGAGUUGGUAGCCAGUGUUUCUAAGCUGAGUUAUAUAAAUCAGCUGUUACGCAGACAUCGAAGGGUAAAUGUGAACCAGGGUGUCCUCGGCCAAGAAGAGGCAAGUAAUUUACGGGUCAUGCUUUUGGGAAUGAUUGAUGAUCCACGUGCUGUGCUCAUCAAGCUUGCUGAUCGUCUUCACAACAUGAGAACAAUGUACCAUUAUGCUCUGCCAUUACAUAAGGCUCAAGCUGUCGCAGAGGAGACAUUAAUUAUUUGGUGUUCACUUGCUUCAAGAUUGGGUCUGUGGGCAUUAAAAGCUGAACUUGAAGAUCUAUGCUUUGCUGUUCUACAGCCUCAAAUAUUUCAAAACAUGCGAGCAGAUCUGGCUUCCAUGUGGAGCCCUUCGGCUAGAACAGGAAGCUCGAGAAGAUUAUAUGUGAAAGGAAACUUGAUACCAUUGGAUGAGAAAAUUUCAACUUCUUUCAACAAUAAAUCUUUGACAUUCAAUGAGGGUGUCUAUAGCAUGAAGGAUCUGUUGGAAGCUGUAGUCCCAUUUGAUGUACUGUUGGAUCGGAGAAAACGAGCAAACUUUCUCUAUAGUAUUGCUAAUAAUCUGGAAACAUGCACAAUACCGAAGGUUGUCCAGGAUGCUGGAUUAGCUUUGGCAUCAUUGGUAAUUUGUGAGGAAGCCCUUGAGCGAGAAUUGGUUAUGUCGGCUUCUUAUGUUCCAGGAAUGGAAGUUACAUUAUCAAGCCGACUAAAAAGCCUGUAUAGUAUAUACAGUAAGAUGAAACGAAAGGAUACAAGCAUCGGAAAAGUAUAUGAUGCACGUGCAUUAAGAGUAGUUGUAGGAGACAAAAAUGGAACUUUACACGGACCUGCAGUCCAGUGUUGCUAUAAUCUUCUUGACAUUGUACACAGGCUUUGGACACCGAUAGAUGGUGAAUUUGAUGACUACAUCCUUAAUCCCAAGCCCAGUGGCUAUCAGUCCUUGCACACUGCAGUGGAAGGUCCUGACAACUCACCUUUAGAAGUGCAAAUAAGAACACAGAGGAUGCAUGAGUAUGCUGAACAUGGACUUGCUGCACAUUGGCUUUAUAAAGAAAAUGGAAAUCCUUUUUCAUCCGUAGAUGGAAUGGAUACACCUGUAACAGAUGCAUCCUCCUAUUUUAGCAAAGGUAUAGAAGAGGAAAAUUCUUCAGAUAUUUUAUUGAGCGAGUACAAGUCACUGAAGGCUGGACAUCCAGUCCUUAGAGUAGAAGGAAGUCACCUACUUGCUGCUGUUAUCAUCGGUGUAGAAAAUGAAGAAAGAGAAUUGUUAGUUGCUGUAAGCUUUGGGCUAGCAGCAUCUGAAGCUGUAGCUGACAGAAGAUCCUUUUUCCAGAAUAAGCGAUGGGAAGCUUAUGCACAGCUAUACAAAAAGGUGUCUGAUGAAUGGUGGUUUGAACCAGGACAUGGGGAUUGGUGUACUUGUCUAGAAAAGUACACACUAUGUCAAGAUGGUAUGUAUCACAAGCAAGACCAAUUUGGGCGCCUGCUGCCAACAUUCGUUCAGCUUAUCAAUUUUACCGAGCAAGAAGAAUCUGAAUACUGGGCUGUUGUAUCUGCUGUUUUUGAGGGCAAGCAAGUGGAUAGUAUUGCAUCCCAGUCAAAAUUUGACUUGAUUCCAUCAACUUCUGUAGAAGCUAACAUCAAUAAUAAGGUACAUCUUUUGAGAACAAUGCUUUCCUGGGAAGAGCAACUGCGGUCUGAAGUUAGUAUCAGCCAAGCAAAGCAUGAUGCAAAGUUUGAUGAUGCUCGGAGUCCUCUUAACCUUGGUGAAGUGUUAAUUAUAUGUUGGCCUCAUGGUGAAAUUAUGAGGUUAAAAGCUGGUAGCAGUGCUGUUGAUGCUGCACAAAGAACUGGUUUGGAAGGGAAGCUAGUUUUGAUUAAUGGACAUUUAGUAUUACCUAAUACGAAACUCAAAGAUGGCGAUGUUCUUGAAGUAAGAAUCUAA
Vicia faba (fava bean) is the source of this 2574-nucleotide messenger RNA. The record is from the annotation of a GenBank genome assembly. Lineage: Eukaryota; Viridiplantae; Streptophyta; Magnoliopsida; Fabales; Fabaceae.